AUGGCGGGCGGCCCGGCCGCGCUCGCCCUCGGCGUCCUGCUGGCCGCGUGCCACGCGCUGGACAACACCACGGCCGCCCGGAACGCUCCGGUGGCGGCGGCGGUGAGGUCGCACUUCAACGAUUGUCCCGAUUCCCACAGCCAGUUCUGCUUCCACGGCACCUGCCGCUUCCUGGUGCAGGAGGACAAACCGGCCUGCGUGUGUCACUCGGGGUACGUGGGGACACGCUGUGAGCACGCUGACCUGCUGGCCGUGGUGGCAGCCAACCAGAAGAAGCAGACCAUCACGGCCCUGCUGGUGGUGGCCGUGGUGGCCUCGGCGCUGCUCGUCACCGUCUGUGUGCUGCUCCACUGCUGCCGCCUGCGGAAGCGCUGCCCGGGUUGGUGCCGCGAGCACGGAGCAGGCCAGGAGAAACCGGGGGGGCUGCUCAAGGGGGGGACGUCCUGCUGCCACAGCGAGACAGGUGUGUGACGGCCCCAGGACCCCGCUCUCCGCCGCUCCCCGGCCCUUUUUGGGGCGAGUUCCCCCUUUUUCCCCUCGUUUCCCUGGGCAGGAGCCCAGCCCCGGGUUUUCCCUCGGCUUUUCGGGUUGUUUUCCCCCCGGGGGAUUUUCGCCCUCCCAAAUAUUCGGGUUUUCAACCCAAACCCUCCCCUCUGCCCACCCAACGCCAGGAUGGGGCUUUAUUUUUCUACAGAGAAAAAAACAAAACAAAAAACAAAAAACCAAAAAAAACCUCGCCCCCGGCUGAUUUUUGGGGACAAAUCCCAGCUUUUUUAUUAAUAAUAAAUGAACUUAAAUCCCAGGAAACCUCCUCGGGUUGGAGCUCCAACCUCUGGCACGGCCUUAAUUUCCCUUUUGGUCCUUCCUCGUAACCAUCCCGGAGCUUUUCCCUCUGUUUUUGGGGUUGUUUUGGGGUUUUUUUGGGUCGUUUCAGGUUUUGGUUGGUUUUUUUUUUUUAAGUCAUGGUUACUCUCAUGUGUCUUCUGUAUAUGUUGCACUGAAAGUUAAUAUUUAAUGUUUUAAUUUAUUU
Messenger RNA from Hirundo rustica (Barn swallow), 1030 nucleotides. It is a transcript of the gene TGFA, whose product is annotated as transforming growth factor alpha. The transcript is spliced from 6 exons. Gene Ontology annotation, biological process: positive regulation of mitotic nuclear division; positive regulation of cell population proliferation; epidermal growth factor receptor signaling pathway. Lineage: Eukaryota; Metazoa; Chordata; Aves; Passeriformes; Hirundinidae. Bases 1 to 471 code for a protein of 156 amino acids. The record is from RefSeq and is a predicted model, not a curated record.